AUGCAGAAGCUAAAGUGCCUUUUGUUGCGCAAUCUACUGUUUAUCCUUUUUGUGGUUUCAGCCAAAGCAGAAAGUGGUGGAAGCUAUUCCGAAGUGAUGAAAAUCGGCGUAGUUGUUGAUUUGAAAUCGGCGAUGGGUGCAAUGCUGAAUUCCUGUGUUGCCAUGGCUUUCUCCGAAUUCUAUUCUUCACAUUCCAAUCAUCGGAAAACAUUGGAUCUUCGCAUUAAGGAUGUUGACUCUGAGCUCGAUGAACUAUCUGCAGUUAUGCAAUUGUUGGAGAAUGAAGAAGUCCAUGGCAUUAUAAGACUCCUAAAGUUCACAGAAUCUUCAAUUGUCACAGCGCUUGCAAACCAAUCACACGUUCCCACCAUUUCAUUCUCAGGAAGAACCCAAUCCUCUUCAAAUUCCAUUCAGAUUAUGCCAGAUAACUGGCACAGAUCAAGAGCUCUUGCAGCCAUUUUUAACGAAUUUGAAUGGCAGCAAGUCGUAGUGUUGCACGAAGACAACAACGAUGGCAACGACUUCAUUUCUCAGCUGCAUAAGGCAUUUCAAGACAUUGGUAUCAAAAUCACUUAUAUGCUUUCAUUCCUCCCAUCAAUUGAUGACUCUACCCUAGAGAGAGAGUUAAAAAAGUUGAUGGCAAUACAAACUAGGAUAAUCUUGGUGCAUGUGGGAACCUCAUUGGGAUGUCGGAUUUUUCCCUUGGCAAAAAAAAUAGGAGCAAUGAGAAAAGGUUACGCGUGGGUAAUCACAGACAUGUUGUCAAACGAGCUGAAUUCUAUGGAUUCAGAAGUCAUUGAAUCCAUGGAAGGGGUGAUUGGAAUCAAGCCUUAUGUGCCCAAGUCCAAAAGUCUUGAAGCUUUUGAAAGAAGGUGGAUAAGACACACAAUUUCUACGUUACUCGAUGAUAAAACAACGAAGUUGAAUGUUUAUGGCGUGUUGGCAUACGAUGCAAUCUGGGCACUAGCAAUGGCUGCUGAGAAGAUAGAGGGUGAAAACUCUGAUAUAAAAAAUGGUGCAAAGUUUUGGGUGUCCAAUUUUGGCCCAAACCUGCUUAGAGAGUUCUCAGAGAUGAAGUUUGAGGGUCUAGGAGGGGAUUUUGAGAUAGGUAAUGGGCAAUUGAAACUAGUGGCAUUUGAAAUAUUUAACAUGAUUGGCAAUGGAGAAAAGAAGAUUGGAAAAUGGGAGCCAAGUAAAGGGAUCACUCAGAAACUGGGUAGUGUCAUGUGGCCUGGAGAUUCACUGACCAAACCUUUGGAUUGGGGGUUGGACAAAUUGAGAAUUCUUAUUCCUGUGAGAGAAGGUUUCCCAGAGUUUGUUUCUGUACCAUAUAGUUCAUCAUCACAACAUAAACCAACCGGGUUGUCUAUGGAUAUAUUUUAUGCUGUUUUGGAGUUGCUUCCUUUUAAGGUUGAGUAUGAAAUCUCCUUUUAUCCAAUAAAACAUGGGAAUUGCACCAGAAGCUAUGACGAUCUUCUUCACAAUAUUUCUGAGGGAAAAUACCAAGUUGCAAUUGGGGAUAUAACAAUCAUGGAUGAUAGAGCUCCAAAGCUGGAAUAUACGCAUCCAUAUAUGAUUUCUGAAAUUGUUAUGGUGGUUAAAAACGUUAAGAGCAAGGACAUGUGGAUCCUUUUCAAGGUAUUCAAAUGGGAACUUUGGACAAUGAUAAUAGUAACAUAUUUCUUUGUUGGAUUUGUUGUUCACAUUCUACAGCACCAGAGCAAUGGACUGCUAUUUUGGUUCCCUAUUGCAGUUCUCGCUUUACCUGAAAGUAAUAUGGUGGUUAACCGUUGGACAGCCUUUGUAUUGGUUAUUUCUUUCGCAAUGGGCGCCAUCAUUGUACAAUGCUACGUAGGAAAGUAUUCUGCAAUGGUGUUAUCAGACCAGGAACAGGAGUUUUCUGUUUCUAAGGAUUCCAUGGUUGGGUACCAGGAAGGGUCGUUCGUGAAGGAUUUCUUGAUAAAAAACCUAAAUUUUAAGGAGUCAAGGCUUAGGGCAUUCUCAAGCAUUGAGGAAUUUCAUGAUGGCAUGACUAGAGGAGGCAAAAAAGGUGGCAUUGAUGUAAUCAUUGAUGAAAGCCCUUAUGCCAAGCUCAUGCUUCGCAAGUAUGGGUCAGCAUACAAAAUCGUCGGCCCAGCUUACAAGACAGGUAUUUCGUGAAGGGCCAUUAUCUCUGCUUGCUCACUAUUUCUCAAGGGCAAUCCCAAAGGUUACCCAAAGCGAUAGAAUGGCUGGGAUUGAGCAAAGAAAUUUAGGGUUUGGGUACUCAAAUGCUAAAGUUGAUGAAACUGGAAACAACGAUGGUCUGGACCCAUA
Ipomoea triloba (trilobed morning glory) is the source of this 2316-nucleotide messenger RNA. Its product is annotated as glutamate receptor 2.9-like. NCBI's taxonomy places the organism in Eukaryota, Viridiplantae, Streptophyta, Magnoliopsida, Solanales, Convolvulaceae. The transcript is spliced from 5 exons. Gene Ontology annotation, molecular function: ligand-gated monoatomic ion channel activity. The coding region runs from base 1 to 2160 and encodes 719 amino acids. The record is from RefSeq and is a predicted model, not a curated record. Gene Ontology annotation, cellular component: membrane.